CAGAUGCAUGCAGGAGACGACGAGGAUUCUGCUAUAGACGUUCUUGUUUUCGUGGUACACGUUUAGUGGGAAGAUGUUCAGCAAGCCUUGUGUGCUGCAGAAGCCCCAAGAAGACCCAGGACAGGCAUCAGCCAUGAGGAUCCUCUACCUGCUCUUCCCUUUGUUCCUCCUGCUGGUGCACAGUGCUGCAGGAUCCUCCUUGGAGCCAACAAACAGGGAACAAUGUCAGCGAGAAAAUGGCUACUGUGGCUUUGUGAAGUGCAGGUUCCCCUUUGUCAUUAUAGGAAGAUGUUCCACAUUCUUCUUUUGCUGCAAAAAUCGCUGGGGAUGAAACCCUGAGAUUGCCAAGCAG
Messenger RNA from Melozone crissalis (California towhee), 352 nucleotides. Its product is annotated as antimicrobial peptide THP1-like. Lineage: Eukaryota; Metazoa; Chordata; Aves; Passeriformes; Passerellidae. Gene Ontology annotation, biological process: defense response. Bases 74 to 331 code for a protein of 85 amino acids. The record is from RefSeq and is a predicted model, not a curated record. Gene Ontology annotation, cellular component: extracellular region. The transcript is spliced from 4 exons.